Molecule: messenger RNA, 1150 nt
Organism: Aspergillus vadensis CBS 113365
Lineage: Eukaryota; Fungi; Ascomycota; Eurotiomycetes; Eurotiales; Aspergillaceae
Product: oxygenase MpaB family protein
Exons: 2
Coding region: 221-1150 (309 amino acids)
Molecular function (GO): oxidoreductase activity
Source: RefSeq, a predicted model, not a curated record
UUCCGUUAUGGGCUUCCCAUUCUGAACGUGGUAAGUCUAGCAUCUAAUCUAGUGACAACUCCAAGCAUAAGCACUGAUAUAUGCCAGCUGAACUUCGAAAGCCUCAAGUGUCGUUAAGGCCUUAACCUUAUGUGGAGGCUUCAACAAUAUAUAUGUCGUGCGGAAGAGACUACUGGAGACCCUACAGUUUAUCCUCCAGGUCUCUGGAUCGGUUGACGCAAUGAAGCCAGGCGGUGUUGGUAAUAUCGCAUCCAUCCGCGUUCGGCUGCUGCAUGCUUAUCUUCGCUCCUUGAUUUGUGUUCGGGAAAGGUAUGACAAUGAGAGGUACGGAGUCCCUAUAAACGACCUUGACAGCCUUGCAACGAUUAGCAGUUUCUCAUCCAUCAUCAUCUGGCUCGGCCUCCCCCGGCAAGGUAUCUGGCUCCGCAAGCAAGAGAUAGACGACUACCUAACUCUCUGGAGGCUGGUAGCCUACUACCUAGGAGUUCCAGACGAACCUUUUGCUAGCCAGCAAACCGCACGAGCGCUGAUGGAAUCUCUCCUUGUAUCGGAGGUGGAUCCUAUAAACAUUGGUAGAGUCCUAGCUCGUAAUAUUCUCAACGGCUUGGAGAACAAGGCCCCAGCGCAUGCCUCAAUGGGUUUCAUGGAGGCUAUGGUUCGGCUUCUGAAUGGGAAGCAACUCUCUGACAGUCUUCAAAUCCCUCAACCCACGCUGUACUAUCGGGUUCUGGUAUACGGGUAUUGCUUCUUUGUCAUGGCGUUAGCAUAUGGCACCCGGUUGUUUCCGAAGCUCGAUCAAAGGUUUAUCGCGGUACGUCUGUUCUCUCGUGGUGUGAUCAUUAGCGUGUGCACUGACUUGAGGCAGUAUCGUCGUCGAUACUAUUACACCAUGAUAACCGAUCGAGAGAAAGGGCUUGGAGGCGAGUCGCUCUUUGACUUUGUAUACAAGCCAUCUCAUGCAGGGCCACUCUAUAAAGCAGUGACAGUUAAGGAGGAAGAAAAAAUUCCGAAAACAUCGCGACGCGGCAUUGAAGCACUGGCCCGGGUGGGUCUGGUGGCUGCAUUAAUUACUGUUGUGACUUUGAUCAGUGGGGGAUAUUAUGUGAUUCGUAUGGUGAUGCGAGUAUUCUUUCCAAAGAUCAGAUAUUAA